Papilio polytes (common Mormon) is the source of this 1538-nucleotide messenger RNA. RefSeq lists its product as uncharacterized. Gene Ontology annotation, molecular function: nucleic acid binding; 3'-5'-DNA exonuclease activity. Lineage: Eukaryota; Metazoa; Arthropoda; Insecta; Lepidoptera; Papilionidae. Bases 25 to 1011 code for a protein of 328 amino acids. Gene Ontology annotation, biological process: DNA catabolic process. The transcript has a single exon. The record is from RefSeq and is a predicted model, not a curated record. Gene Ontology annotation, cellular component: cytoplasm.
UUAGUACAAUUUUAUUUGUAUACAAUGAUACCUGUAGCUACGUACGUGUUCGUAGAUUUAGAAACUACUGGUUUACCAGUGGAGGAAACUAAUCGUACAAAAAUUACGGAACUGAGCAUGGUCGCUGUGAAACGAGAACAUUUGCUAAGAACACUCGCUGGCGCCGCGCCUAGAGUUCAAAACAAACUUACGCUUUGUUUCAAUCCUUGUAAAAUGGUACAUCCUGGUAGUACAGCGACAACAGGUCUUUGUAACGACCUUCUUGAACAUGAAACAAAGUUCGAUAUGAAUGCCUUUACUACAAUUAAUUCUUUCCUCAAUAUUCUAACUAAACCAGUGUGUUUGAUCGCUCAAAAUGGACAUAAUUUUGAUUUUCCGAUAAUUAAAAAUCAUUUAGAGAAAUUAUCAGUACAAUUUAAAGAGGAUCUUUUAUGUGCUGAUUGCUUGCAUGCAUUUUAUGACAUCUUAGAAAAAUUGAAAAGUACCCACAAUCUAGAACACAAAAAUUCAGAUGUAAUCAAAGACAUAACAGUUCCACAAUUGAAUGAGAAAAUCUGUGGUGUUGACGAUCAAUUUUCCAUGCAAAAUUACAAUGAAACAACACCAAAACAACAGAUAAUUAAAAACAAAACGGAAAAAGAGAUUGAUAUAAAUCUAGCCAUCACUAACAAUCAAAUUUCCAUGAAAAAUAUCAACGAAACAACACCAAAGCAACAACGAAUUAGAACCGAUCAAACACCAAGAAAAUUUGAAAGGAAAAACCUAUCAAAAGUACGUAGAAGGUUUCCAUGGAGUGGUGCAAAGCCUAAAGAUAGUUAUAAAUUGAAGAAUAUUUAUGAGAGAGUGUUAAAUCGAGCAGGCAUUGAAGCUCAUCGUGCGGAAAAUGAUUGUAUAAUGGCCUUAGAAAUAUCUGCCGCACUUAACAAGGAUUUCGUGAAGUGGGUAGAUGAAAAUCAUUGUUUAUUUGCUGAUGUUAAACCUAUGACCAUUGGUGUCCCUUUAGGGGAGUAGGAAAUGACAUUGUUUAUUUUUUUUAUUAGUUAAUGUAUUUUUAAGAAAUUUUUAUAACUGCCUUUAAGAGAUUGGUUUACAAUUUUAAUAGACAUUAGAUUUUAUAAAGACAUAAAUAAAAUAAAACUAAAUGUUUUAGUAAAUAUUUGACAGUUUAUAAGGGGGGUUCAGACAUCAAAAAGACCAAAUAUCUAUUUAUUUUAGGUUUUAAGUGAUCUCAAAAUAUGUACUUUUAUUAAUGCUUGAGUUGGAAAUUUUGCAAUUGGUAUUAGCCUAUUUUUUAAUAACUUACAACAUUUCCUUAUGUAUAUUUUGACAAGUGAUUUUAUUGUUAAGGUUUUUUCAUUUUUUAGAUAUGUUUUUAAAUAUCAAAGUAAUUUAAUGUAAAAUUAAAGAAUUAUGAUAUCACUUAUUGAAAUUACAAAUGUACGAGUAUAUGUUAACAAUAUGGUCUUAUUACAAUUAAUAUAUAGGAUAUUCUAUCUAUACUAACUAUACUUCUUCUAUACUUUAUUAUUAUAAUAAAG